AUGAUCUUUGCUUUUAAAAUGUUUCUUGGGAACAUGAAAUAUAGUCUAUGACUCCACUCAGCAAACACGUGUCAAAUUCCAGGAACAAGGUCUGCUAACUUCACUUGCAGUGCCAGCGUGAUGUCUUCACUUUCCAACUAUCUCUAUGUCUUUAUCCUGGGACAGUUGAUGCUGGGAGUUGGAGGUACACCACUGUAUACUUUGGGAACAGCUUUUAUUGAUGAUAGUGUCCCAAAACACAAGUCUUCCCUUUAUAUAGGAAUUGGCUAUGCCAUGUCACUGCUGGGUCCUGCUAUUGGCUAUGUCUUAGGAGGACAGCUACUUAAUAUUUAUAUUGAUAUCGAGAUCCCAGAAAGUGCAAAGAUGGAUCCAGAUGACCCACGUUGGCUUGGAGCAUGGUGGAUAGGAUUUCUUGUAUGCUUUUUUGCAAUUUGGCCUCUUAUAAUACCUUUUUCAUGCUUUCCAAAAUACCUACCAGGAACAGCAAAAAUACAGUCUGAAAAGAUCUCUGAAACACAUGAUGAUGGAAGUGAGCUGCUUGUUGAGACCCAGAAUAUUGGAAAAAGUUUUAAAGACUUUCCCAUGGCCCUCCUGAUACUGUUGAAGAAUCCAGUGCUUAUGAGCCUAAUAGGAGCCAGUACUUCAGAAGCUUUAGUUGCCACAGGCUUUGCCACAUUUCUACCAAAGUUGAUAGAAAAUCAAUUUGGGAAGACAACAAGUUUUUCAGCAACUCUUGCGGGGCUUGUAUUAAUUCCAGCAGCAGCACUAGGCCAAGUCGUAAGUGGCAUCUUGGUUUCCAAGUGCAAAAUGGAUUGCAAAAGCAUAAUCAAGUUCAUGAUAGGCACUUGUUCAGUGGCCCUACUAUUAAACACAGUGUUUUUAUUUGCUAAAUGUGGGAAUGAACCUUUCGCAGGUGUCUCUGAAACAUAUAAUGGAACAGGCAUACUACAUAACUUAACAGCACCAUGCAAUGCUAACUGCAGAUGUUCACGGUCUAUGUACUACCCAGUUUGUGGCAGAGAUGGGGUCCAGUACUUCUCUCCUUGUUUCGCAGGAUGUGCAUCACUUGCUGUUAACAAGAUGAAAAAGAUGUACCACAACUGUUCCUGUAUUGGGAAACCAGAAAGACAAAAUGGUUUAGAAGACUUCCUCUAUGAAGCUGUCUCUGGGAAAUGUCCAACACAAUGCAAACUUUUACCUUUGUUCCUGACCUUCUUCUUUUUUGCUGUUGUUUUUACAUUUAUGGCUGUUACUCCAACAACUGUGGCCAUUCUCAGGUGUGUGCCAGAUAAACAGCGCUCAUUUGCUCUUGGAGUGCAGUUAGUGUUUCUCCGGCUACUGGGUACUAUUCCUGGACCAAUUUUGUUUGGUGUUGCUAUAGACAACAGUUGUACUCUGUGGGAUAUUAAUGACUGUAAUACUAAAGGAGCCUGUUGGGUUUAUGACAAUGAAAGAAUGGCCUAUCUGCUGAUGGGCAUAAGUGCUGUUUGCAAAAUCAUCACGAUCAUCUUCAUAGUCAUGGCAGUAUGUUUGUAUAAGCCUCCACCAUCCAGUGCAGUCCUCUCACUAAAGGAUUCAGAAACGGUAUCAGCCAUACACACAUAA
Messenger RNA from Nestor notabilis (Kea), 1605 nucleotides. It is a transcript of the gene SLCO4C1, whose product is annotated as solute carrier organic anion transporter family, member 4C1. The transcript has 12 exons. Gene Ontology annotation, cellular component: membrane. NCBI's taxonomy places the organism in Eukaryota, Metazoa, Chordata, Aves, Psittaciformes, Psittacidae. Gene Ontology annotation, biological process: sodium-independent organic anion transport; transmembrane transport. The record is from RefSeq and is a predicted model, not a curated record. Gene Ontology annotation, molecular function: protein binding.